This is a messenger RNA of Dendrobium catenatum, 1527 nucleotides long. RefSeq names its product S-type anion channel SLAH3-like. NCBI's taxonomy places the organism in Eukaryota, Viridiplantae, Streptophyta, Magnoliopsida, Asparagales, Orchidaceae. The transcript has 4 exons. Gene Ontology annotation, biological process: intracellular monoatomic ion homeostasis; transmembrane transport. The coding region runs from base 4 to 1479 and encodes 491 amino acids. The record is from RefSeq and is a predicted model, not a curated record. Gene Ontology annotation, molecular function: voltage-gated monoatomic anion channel activity. Gene Ontology annotation, cellular component: membrane.
GUUAUGUUUGGCGAUAAUGCCGUAAUAGAUAUUGGCAUUAAUGACCAACAAAAUCUUCCAGAAAAUGGCGAUUCAAGCAACGCUACGGCAAUCAAACAUUUAAGGAACUUCUCGCGACGCAUGUGUGCGAGUGUUUCUUCUGCAAGUAGAUUUUCGAUGUUGCCGCGAUUUGAAAGUUCCAAUGACGCAAGGUAUGAUAAUUUCAAGACAUGGUCAGGAAAAUUAGAGAGGCAGAUAUCAAAUUUUCGCGGAAAUCCGAUUGAGCUAAAUACUAUCAGUGAUUCACAAGAGACAGAAGCUGAAUCUCUGCCUGCUUUAGACCGUUACUUGGACGCCUUGGAAGGGCCAGAGUUGGACACUUUGAGAGCAUCAGAGAAGCUGGUUCUACCUGAAGAUAAGACAUGGCCAUUUCUACUUAGGUUUCCAAUAUCCUCUUUUGGUAUGUGCCUUGGUGUGGGAAGCCAAGCCAUGCUAUGGAAAGCGUUGGCUUUAUCUCCCACAAUGAGCUUUAUGAAUAUAAGCCUAACAAUCAAUUUGGUCCUUUGGUGCAUUGCAAUUGGAGUAUUUAGCUUGGUGGCCUCCCUUUAUCUUCUUAAGGUCAUAUUUUACUUUGAAGCAGUAAAAAGAGAAUAUUAUCAUCCUGUGAGAAUCAACUUCUUCUUUGCACCAUGGAUUGCUUGUCUUUUUUUCGCAAUAGGUUUGCCCCCACAUGUAGGCAAAAACAUUCCACAAAUAGCAUGGUAUGUGCUCAUGGCCCCAAUACUCUCCCUUGAUCUCAAGAUCUAUGGCCAAUGGAUGUUGGGCGGCGAACGAAAACUUUCGAAGGUGGCUAACCCAUCAAAUCAUUUGGCAGUUGUCGGAAACUUUGUCGGUUCGUUGCUAGGUGCAAGUUUGGGACUUAAAGAAGGGCCUAUAUUUUUCUUUGCUGUUGGUUUAGCACACUACAGUGUGUUAUUUGUUACUUUAUAUCAGAGGCUUCCAACAAAUGAGACAUUAACAAAAGAGCUUCAUCCGGUCUUCUUCUUAUUUAUAGCUGCACCUAGUGUUGCUUGCACUGCAUGGGCUAAAAUUUCUGGUGAAUUUGGUAUUGGUGCAAGGAUUCCUUACUUCAUCGCCAUGUUCCUAUAUUCUUCUCUAGCUGUUCGUGUCAACUUCUUCAGAGGAUUCAGGUUCUCACUAGCAUGGUGGGCUUACACGUUUCCAAUGGCCGGAGCUGCGAUCGCAACAAUCAGAUAUGCAGAACAAGUCAAUAAUCUUAAUUCAAAAGCUCUAGCUCUUACCCUCUCAAUCAUCUCAACAUUUAUAGUAUCAAUUCUUCUGAUCUACACAAUCCUCCAUGCCUUUGUGUUCAAAAGUCUCUUCCCCAAUGACAUUGCCAUUGCAAUUUCGCAUAAGAAAUCAAAAUCAAAAACUAAGCUACAACGUUCCACAUCAAUAGACCUUGAAUCUUGUGAAUCUCCAGUUAAACCAGCACAAUAAUCCGUUGUGGAGUACUAUAAUGCAGUUCUGACAUUUUCUUUGAACUAG